AUGUGCUUGAACGUGCCACUCAUCUUCGGCCACACGCCGCCGUCUACAGCGGCUUUGGGUCCUUGGUUUGUCGACACCAAGGGCAACUACAAGCUCCUCACUCGUGUCGGCAACUUGAUCUACACGGCUGGUCAUAUCCCAACGCCGGCAAACGGAGCGUUGAUCACGGGCAAGGUUGGCGUCGAUCUCACGACGGAACAAGCGUACGAUGCCGCGCACGUUGUCGCACUUGCGCUCCUCGCGACUUUGCAAAACGAAUUGGGUGACUUGAACAAGAUUAAGCAAAUCGUCAAGUUGACGGGGUUCGUCAACGCCGUCGAUGGCUUCGCUGCCCAACCCACCGAAACGGCGAAAACCUCUACUAACAAAUACUCAUUUUGGCAGAAUCGUAACCGAUGA
Messenger RNA from Aphanomyces invadans, 399 nucleotides. RefSeq lists its product as hypothetical. NCBI's taxonomy places the organism in Eukaryota, Oomycota, Saprolegniomycetes, Saprolegniales, Verrucalvaceae. Bases 1 to 399 code for a protein of 132 amino acids. The record is from RefSeq and is a predicted model, not a curated record. The transcript has a single exon.